AUGAAUUAAAUAUACUUAAAGCCACUUGAUGAAACUUGUGAUAAUCCAUAGUUACAUGAGGCAACCAAAUUGUUUCUAACAUUGAAUAAAGAGAAUCAUACAAGAGAAGAAUUACAUUACAUUUUAUAAAGAAUGGAAGAACUGCCAUACUUUAAACAAUUCGUUUUGGAGAAAUUGUAGAAGGGAACAUAGAGGAACGAUAUUUUGGAAGUAGUUUUAUUUGUAAUAAUCAUAGUUGUGUUCUCGUUUAAGAAUGGAAUACUUUAAAGGAGGAGAAGUGUUGUUCUAAGAGAAUGAUACCUCAAAUGAUAAGCUUUAUAUGAUAUAAUAUGGAGAAGUUAUGUUAAUGAGGUAGAAAAAGAUGGAUUAGUUGAUGUCUUUAUAGAGAUAGAAUUCAGAACAAGUUCAACAACCAUAACUAAAAAUGACUUAAAUUCUAAAUGUCAAGAAGUUUACAAACAAAAUUAUAAGGCAUCAUAACUUUCAUAAAGAGACAACUAUUUCUAAGGAUUAGAAAUAACAAUUAGAACAUAAAUAUGGAGAUUGUAUUAGAUUGUUGGGUGUAGGUACAGGAUUUGGAGAGAAAGCUUUGGUUGAGAAUAUUCCUAGGUCAUUAACAGUAGCAUGUUAUAGUCAUGAAUUAUUUGUGAUAGUUUUAAAGAAAGAUGAUUUUAUUACAUAUUAAAUGACAUUUGAAAAAACAAAGAAGGAAAAAUAGUAAUUGAUGUUCAAAAUAUUCAAAAGUAAAGGAAAUAAUUUAAUAUUUUAGAUGUGAAUAAUGAAUAUUCAUCUUAGAGAUUGGAAAGCAUGAUUUAUAGUUGUUAGACAAUUACUUAUGAUAGAGGAACUUAAUUAGCAAUGGAGGAUGAGGAAGGAGAUGUAUUCUAUUUAGUGAUCAAUGGAGAUUUGACAUUAUAGAAAAAAAUAGAUAAUCGGAAUGUCUCUUUGUGUAUAAUAUCUUCAGGACAUUUGAUGGGUGAAGAAAUUAUUAUCAAUAAGACUGGUAGAUAUGAAUAUAGUUCCACUGUGACAUCAUUAUUAGCAACAGUGAUUGUAAUAGAUGCAAAUGAAUUUAUUCAUAAGUUUCCAGAAGAAUGCAGAUUAUAAUUAAUAGAAGAUUAUGGUCCUAAGACUGCUAAUAGAUAGAAAUUGUUAUAAUUAUUGUUGUAGAAGAGAAAAACAUAGAAUUUAUCAAAUAAAUAAAUGACAGACUAAUAAGUAAGAUUAUUGACAGAAAUAGAUGAUGGAAUAAAAGAUUAAACCAAAAAUCAUCUUAUAGAAAGUUUGAAUAAAUAAUAAGAAAUUCAAUUGAAUCAACAUUUUCUAACUAAAUAUUCAAAUCCAAGUGUUCAAAAUUAUUGCAUUGCUAAAAUAAUAGAUAGAGAAAAAACAUUUCAUAAAUUAAUAAAAAGUUGUGAAUUUUAAGAAUUUGAUUUUGGUAAUGGAAAUAAUGAAAUUAUCAAGAGAAGAAGAUUUAUGUUAGAAAAUAAAUUAAAUUUAAAGAAACCACAUGAAAAUUAUUUAAAACCAUAAUUUCAUAUUCUACCACUUACUGUUAAGAGAGAUGUGGUCAAAAACUUUAGACUCAACAAUAAGAAAAGUGUUUGUUAUUCUAAUUUUAAUAUUACAACACUUACAUAGGUAUAAAAGAGUAAGAAAUAAUCACCAUUGAAAAUAAAAGAAAUAAUGACAGCUAGACCUUCACAAUAGUAAUGUGAUAGUUAUAGUACACAUAUGUUUACUUAGAUUGAUGAUAGACAAUCACUUUGAUUAUAGUUUUAUGUAAUGUAUACUGAUUACAUAUAUUAAUUUAUUUUAUGUCAAGAUCAUCAUCCAGAAGAAAUAGUUAAGCCAUUGGUUCUCUCAUUAACUAUGCCAACUCUGAUGAUACUUAUAAUGUCAAAGCGAUCCUUUAUGAAAAUCACAAUCAUAAUCUGUUAAUCCUAAAAACACAAAAACUAUAUACCUGUAUAAGAUUUGAUAAUAAAAGUAAUUCAUCUUUCUUGUUACAACAACAAUGAACAAUUAAGUGAAUUGUAUUUUUAAUACAUUUAAGCAUAAAUAGAUAAAAAUAUGUAUACAAAAGAAGAAGUUGAACAAUGGGUUAAUUAAUAAAAUGACGAAGGGUUCACUGCAUUGCAUCUUGCAGCUUAUCGAGGAUCAUUGGUAUUAUUAUAUAUAAUAAUAGAAAACCAUUAAAUUACUUGAAUAAUAUGGAGCAAAUUACCUAAUAAAAAACUAUAAUGGUAAAUCAUAACAUCAUAUAAAAGAGUUAACGGUCUUACAUACAGCAUCGUAAGGAGAUUGUCCAUUAACUAUAUAUUAUUAUCUCUAGAAAGGAAUACCAAUUAAUGUAAUAGAUAAUAAAGGUUCAUCUCCUCUUCAUUGGGCUGCAUAUUCAGGAUCAUAUAAUGCUGUGAAUUUCUUGAUUUCAUGGAAUGCUAAUUUAAAUCUUCAAGAUACAGAUACUUUAGUUACUCCUUUGCAUCUAGCUACUAUGCAAGCUAAUUCUAGAAUUGUUAGAAAACUUUUAAUGAAAGGAGCAGAUCGUUCAAUUAAAGAUUCCAGUGGCAAAACUCCUUUAGAUUUAGCAAUAGAAAGUGAUUUCAAAACAAUUGAAACUAUGAUUGUAGAUAUUCUUAUUAAUAAUAGAGAGAUAAAAAUGAUAUUCUAAUCUUUUGUAAUGUUAGAUAGCCAUUCAGACCAGUGAAACAAAAAAGGAAUAGUUAAAUUGCGUUUCUAUCAAUGUAUAUGACUUGCUUUAUUUGUACUAUAGUAUUCACUUUCCCAUGUAAUCAAUUCAAUUUCAUAAUCUUUAGUUGUUAUUAGUACAAUAUGGAUGUGGAUAUUCUUUACUUUAACUAGCAUUACUGUGAUAUUUUUCUUUAUAUCUUGUGCCAAGGAUGCUGGAAUAGUGUAAAUAGACCAUAAAUUAGAUAUGCUUUAAAUAUUAUAACGAUAUGAUUGUUCAAAUAUUUGUGCAGAUUGUAAAGUAUAUAUACAAACACUAAUAUUAGUUAGUUAGACCUAAGAGAUCUAAACAUUGUGAUGUUUGUUAAAAAUGCGUUAUGGUAUAUGAUCAUCAUUGUCCAUGGAUAAAUAAUUGUGUAGGAGCAAAGUAACUAAAUUAAUUAAAUUAGGAAUCAUUUUGUGUUUUAUUUUUUUAUUAUUAGUUUGUUUUCAGAAUUCAUUUUACAAUUAUUUAUACAAUUCUCUCAUUAUAAAUCCAAUACUGUUUAAAGAUGGUUUACUAAUACUGAAGAUUGGCUUUUAACGGGAAAAGAGUUUACUUUUUAUUAUGUCAUAGUUUAUUGUUUUCUAUUUCUUGUACCUUUGGGGUAAUUAAAUGUUAUAAUUUAGUAUUCUGAUCUAAAUUUAAACAAUUAAUUUAUUGACAGGUUAAACAACUUUUGAAAGACAUAGUUUAGGAGCACCUGAUUCAAAAAAUGAAAAAUCAAAUGAAAAAAGUGCAAUAAAUAGAAGUGAAGAAUAAUCAAUGGAAUCUACAGAAUAAGGAUAAGGUGGAACAUAAUAAUCAAUUCAUGAUCAAUAAUUAAAAAUGGAGUAAUCACAUUUGAGUUUGGGAAACUGUUUUUAAAUGUGCUUUGUAAAUAAAAAGAAAAAAGAAUAUAGUAGUGAAUUAGCAACAGAAUUUAUUGAACUCUGA
Molecule: messenger RNA, 3667 nt
Organism: Paramecium primaurelia
Lineage: Eukaryota; Ciliophora; Oligohymenophorea; Peniculida; Parameciidae
Source: the annotation of a GenBank genome assembly